Messenger RNA from Pseudoliparis swirei, 3183 nucleotides. Its product is annotated as aminopeptidase Ey-like. Gene Ontology annotation, cellular component: cytoplasm. The record is from RefSeq and is a predicted model, not a curated record. Gene Ontology annotation, molecular function: metalloaminopeptidase activity; peptide binding; zinc ion binding. NCBI's taxonomy places the organism in Eukaryota, Metazoa, Chordata, Actinopteri, Perciformes, Liparidae. The transcript is spliced from 20 exons. Gene Ontology annotation, biological process: peptide catabolic process; proteolysis. Bases 1 to 2886 code for a protein of 961 amino acids.
AUGGGGAAAGGCCUUUUCCUCAGCAAAAUAGUGGCAGCGGCCUGUGUGGUCGCAGCCAUUGGUGCUGCGGCCACCAUCAUAGCCCUGUCUGUGGUUUAUGCUCAGGAGAAGUCGAAGAAUGAAAUGACGCCGCAAUCCACCGCCAGCCCGACCACCAGCCCCACCACGCCGUCCACCCCGAAGGAGCCCUGGCAGCGGUACAGACUCCCAAAAUCUCUCGCUCCCAUCGCCUACAAUGUCACCCUGUGGCCCCGGCUGGAGCGCAAUACAGAUAAACUAUUCGUCUUCACUGGACACUCCACGGUGGUGUUCAGAUGUGUGACGGAGACCGACCUCCUCCUCAUACACUCGAACAAGCUGAACCUCAGCUCCUUUGAGGGGUACCAUGCCAAGCUCAGGGGCCUCAGUGGAGAGGCUGCUCCCGGCCUGAAAGCCACCUGGCUGGAGAGCCCCACCCAGUACCUGGUGGUUCAGCUCAGCAGUCCGCUGCAGGCCGGCAGCACGUACGAGCUCUUCACAGAGUUCGUUGGAGAGCUGACCGACGACCUCGGAGGAUUCUACAGGAGUGAAUACAUAGAGGAUGGGGUGACAAAAGUUGUGGCCACAACUCAAAUGCAGCCGACAGAUGCCAGGAAAGCCUUCCCCUGCUUCGAUGAGCCCGCGAUGAAAGCCAUCUUCCACAUGACCCUCAUUCAUCCACACGGGACCGUGGCUCUGUCCAACUCCAUGAACUACGACCCUGUUAACAUCACUAUAAAUGGACACAAUCUGAUCCAGACAACCUUCGAGCCCACGGAGAUUAUGUCAACCUACUUGCUGGCUUUCGUUGUGUCUGAUUUCACAUUCAUUUCGACGCCACCGAAUGCAGAUAUUUUGAUCAGGAUCUGGGCUCGCAAGAAGGCUAUAGAAGAGGGCCAGGGGGCCUAUGCCCUGGAGAAGACUGGGCCCAUACUGGCAUUCUUUGAGAACUACUAUAACUCUUCUUAUCCCCUGACCAAGUCAGACCAGAUCGCCCUUCCUGACUUCAGUGCUGGAGCCAUGGAGAACUGGGGCCUGAUCACCUACAGAGAAACCGCCCUCUUAUAUAACCCUGCCGUGUCAUCCAAUGGAGACAAGGAGUGGGUGGCAACAGUCAUCUCCCACGAGCUCGCUCAUAUGUGGUUUGGGAACUUGGUGACCACCCGGUGGUGGAAUGACCUGUGGCUCAACGAGGGGUUUGCCACCUACGUCUCUUAUCUUGGAGCCGACUUUGCUGAGCCAAAGUGGAAUAUGAAAGAUUUAAUAGUUCUGAAUCAGAUCAUUGGUGUGAUGUCUGUGGAUGCCUUGGCCUCGUCCCACCCCCUCUCUUCCAAAGAGGAGGACGUCCUGACACCAGAGCACAUCAGCGAACUGUUUGACUCCAUCACAUACAGCAAGGGUGCUGCGGUCCUCAGGAUGCUCUCAGAGUUUAUCACUGAAACCGUCUUUUCUAAAGGACUCCAUACAUACUUGGAGGAGUUCAAGUACAAUAACACAGGCUACACAGACCUCUGGAAGCACCUGCAAAUGGCAGUGGAGAAAGCCAACAUAACGCUGCCCCACUCCAUCGAGGUUAUAAUGAACCGGUGGAUCCUUCAGAUGGGGUUCCCGGUGGUCACCAUCAACACCCAGACUGGAGAAAUUAACCAGAAACACUUCUUGUUGGACUCAGAGUCUGUGGUGGACAGACCCUCCGAGUUCAACUAUGAAUGGUUUGUCCCAAUCACCUGGAUCAAGACCGGUGGAGACGAGCAGCAGUACUGGCUUCUUAAAAAAGAGGCUACAAACACAAACAUGACCCUUGGUGCUAAUGAUUGGCUGGUGGCCAACAUAGACACAAAGGGCUUCUACCGAGUUAACUACGACUCAGACAACUGGGAGCGUCUCCUCGCCAAGCUGAGCUCCCGACAUCUGGACAUCCCAGUGAUCAACCGAGCUCAACUCAUCGAUGAUGCUUUCAACCUCGCCAGGGCUAAGAUGGUGAAUACAACUCUGGCUCUGAGGACGACCAAGUUCCUCGAUAAAGAGGUUGAAUACAUGCCCUGGGAGACAGCCAGGCGCAACUUGAACUACUUCUACCUGAUGUUUGACCGCAGCGAAGUGUACGGGCCCAUGCAGGCUUACUGGAACAAACAGGUCACCCCUCUGUUUAACCACUUCCAAAACAUCACUGGCAACUGGACAAAUAUCCCAGAAAAGCACACCGACCAGUACAACCAGGUCAAUGCAAUCUCCAUGGCCUGCAGCACUGGAGUGAAAGGCUGUGAGGAGCUGACCACCGGCUGGUUCAAAGAGUGGCAGGACAACCCCCAUAUCAACAAGAUUAGUCCCAACCUGAGGUACACUGUGUACUGCAGUGCGAUCGCAGCGGGAGGGGUGAAGGAGUGGAACUUUGCUUGGUCCAUGUUCAAGAACGCCACCAUCGCUACGGAGGCUGAUAAGCUCAUGUCCGCGCUGUCCUGUACCAAAGAGCCCUGGCUGCUGAACAGGUAUCUGGAUUAUUGUCUGAUCCCGGGCAAUAUCCGUAAACAGGACGCCACCUCCGCCAUCAUUUCCAUUGCUCGCAACCCCAUCGGUCAACCUCUGGCAUGGGCCUUUGUCAGAGCCAAAUGGGACUAUAUAUUCAAUAAUUAUGGUGGUCGAUCAUUUUCCUUUGGAGGACUUAUUAGCGGACUGACCCAACGUUUCUCUUCUGAGUUUGAGUACAAGCAGUUGCUGCAGUUCAAAGAAGACAACGCCGGGCAGCUUGGCUCGGCCACCACGUCUCUCGAGCAGGCGCUGGAGAGAACCAAGGCCAACAAGAACUGGAUGGCCGUGAACAAGCAGCAGGUGUUUGAUUGGUUCAAAAGUGAGGCCCCAACAAAUUAACACAAAUGAAAAUUGUCUUACCGCCUCAAACCAAAUGUGUUAUUAUAAAUAUCCUUCAUGUGAUGUUUUUUUAUCUUUAUUUUUAAAUAUCUAAAGUUUUGACUGCAUUUUUAUGGAUAUUUGAUACAAAAUUAAAAUAUGUUUUAAUACUGUAGAUACUGUACAAAUUCAAAAGGUUUUGAACAGAUGUCAAGACGUAAUAUUCUCUGCAUCCCCAUAUUUUUUGCAUUUAAUGUUGAUGCCAGUGUUUUUAAUCAAAUCCACCUAUUUUGAAUAAAAGCCACCUCGAUCUACAAA